AUGGGUCGCGAACUCCAGAAGAAAAAGAACAAGUCGUCGCUCCCCAAGAAGCGUCAGAAUGGCCCCUCCAAGAAGAAGGUUCUGAGUAACCCCAUUAUCGCAAAGCACUGGAACCAGAAGGAGACACUUUCACAAAAUUACCGCCGUCUCGGCCUCACAUCGCGCCUCAACCACGCAACAGGUGGCACAGAAAAGACAAUCGCGCUCCUCGGCCUCAACGACCCCAAAUCCUCGCGCGCCGACACAGCCGCCGACAGCACAGCGAACCGUCUAAACAUCGUCUCGAAGCAGCCCAUCCAAGCGACCGAGAUCGAAGAAAUCGAAGUCGAGCGCGACCCAGAGACCGGCGCCAUCCUGCGCAUAACAGGGCAGAAGGAAGAGAAGUUCAACCCGCUCAAUGACCCAUUGAACGAGCUCGAGGACAGCGACGGCGAGGCAGAGGAGUGGAAUGGGUUUGCGAUGGUGCCUGAGCGCAGGGAGAAUGAACAGCAGAACCCGGUGAUUAGUGAGCUGGAGGAGGCGGCGAGGAACGGAGUGAGGAAGGCGCCAAGGAAACAGAGUGAACGGGAGGGAGAGUGGUUAGAGAGGCUGGUGAAUAAGUAUGGCGAGGAUUAUGGGAGGAUGAGCAGGGAUAGGAAACUCAAUCCUAUGCAGCAGACGGAGGCCGAUAUCAAGAAGAGGGUAAAGAAGUGGAAG
Messenger RNA from Macroventuria anomochaeta, 696 nucleotides. Its product is annotated as 60S ribosomal subunit biogenesis protein-like protein Nop16. Gene Ontology annotation, cellular component: nucleolus. Lineage: Eukaryota; Fungi; Ascomycota; Dothideomycetes; Pleosporales; Didymellaceae. Gene Ontology annotation, biological process: ribosomal large subunit biogenesis. The record is from RefSeq and is a predicted model, not a curated record. The transcript is spliced from 2 exons. The annotation marks the transcript as partial.